Stereum hirsutum FP-91666 SS1 is the source of this 1614-nucleotide messenger RNA. RefSeq lists its product as uncharacterized. The transcript is spliced from 12 exons. Lineage: Eukaryota; Fungi; Basidiomycota; Agaricomycetes; Russulales; Stereaceae. The record is from RefSeq and is a predicted model, not a curated record. The coding region runs from base 1 to 1605 and encodes 534 amino acids.
AUGCCUUUUUCACCCUCAUGCCUCUUUGCUCUUAUGGUGGUCUCUUUCGCUGCUGAGGGCUCCUUGGCUGCUGCUCUUUCUCGACGAGCUAAUAGUGUUCAAUGGGUGGAUUGUGCCCUCAAUGUUCCGUCACCACUGCUGGAGGACAAUAUUACUCUCCCAGACACCCUCCCUUCUACGCUAGCCUGUGGCCGUCUAGAUGUCGCCAUGGACUAUUCUCAACCGAUGGACGAGAAUAAUACCAUCGCUCUUGGAUUCUCGAUGUAUCGGCCCGAGAACCCUCAAGGACUUCUUAAUUUCAACCCAGGCGGCCCCGCUCUGGAGGUAUCAUCCUACGCAUGGCAGGUGGCUCUCAAUCUCUCCGGUGCUGAUGCGUUCACCGGUCUCGAAUCCUUCGACAUCCUCGCUAUGGACGUCAGGGGUACCUAUUUCUCCAACCCACUGAACUGUUUCAUCGAUGGCAUCUCGUUCCCGUCCAGCAUACCUUCUACUGAAGAAGAGUUCGCCUCCUACCAGGCUCUGGCUGCUCGAUACGCGCAAUCCUGCAUGGAGUUGAGUACUCCACCGGGAAUACUCGCCCAUGUCGGUACAGCGGACACCAUACAAGACUGGAACAGCGUGAGAGAAGCGCUUGGCUACGAUACGUUGAAUUUCCUAGGCGUUUCUUAUGGAACAUAUGGAGCGGCAAAUUAUGCACACAAAUAUCCUGAGCAUACCGGCCGCUUCAUUCUUGACGCGGUCUUCCCUCCAGGCAUUAACAACACGGAGGUCGUGACACUCCAAUUGGCGGCCGUCAACCGUCUUCUGCUCCGCGCGGACGCCUACUGUGUCGACUUCGACGGGGCUUGUCCUUUCAAGUCACAGGGCAAGGGCGGCCUUGUAUCGGCCUUCAGCUCAGUAAUCGACAACGCCCUCGCUGGAGCUUAUGGAAGUGUUACGGCUGACGACAUACGUGCCAUGAUCUAUAUCGGCUACAUGAACGUUGACCCGAACUUCUCGGCGUUGAGCCAGGCUCUCUACGCUGCACUGAGUCUGAACGAUACCACCGCACUUGACUAUUCCACCAUUGCCGACGAGUACUCUGCGGGAACUUUCGUCGCCUUACCGAUCGUCUGUCUGGAUGAAGUUCUCGACAACAAUACAUUUGCUGGGUUCAAAGCGUUGCGCGAGGCCGCUGCGCAGGCUGAUACCUACAACAUGACCUAUUCCCAAGACAUGACACUUUAUGCUCUGUGCGGAGGAUGGCCAUUUACCGCGAAUACUAGCGUGACCGGAGAGCUUCCUACCAAUGUCUCCCUCUUGCUCGUCACCUCAGACUUUGACCUCAACACACCGACUGAGUGGUCGACGGUCGAAUGGGCUCAAGCACCAAACUCCAUCUUCGUCGACCGCCACGGAGACAGUCAUGGUACGAUUUACGUCCCUGGUCCUGCCAGGUCGGCUGAGAUAGAGUUUCUCACCACCGGGAACGUCUCCGCCUCAUCGAACGAAACACUCGCUACGAUCUACUAUCCAGGAGAUGUGAGAGCUGCGCUCCCUGAUCCCUAUUCGGUGCUUCUCGGGCCUCUCGCAGGAGAUGUCAAUGUCAACGGGACUCUAGCAUGAUCGGACAGG